AUGGGCUCGAUGACACAACAUAUGCGCACGGCCAUCAGGCUGGCCCGUUAUGCACUGGACCACGGCGAAACGCCCGUUGCAUGUGUCUUCGUGCACACGCCCAGCGAUCAGAUCAUCGCUUAUGGUAUGAACGACACCAAUCGGUCGCUGACUGGCAUCGCACACGCCGAAUUUGGUGCGAUUGCGCAGGUGCAAGAGCUCUUUGGCGAGCAGGACGCAUCGAUUUUCAAGGAGGUGACGGUGUACGUGACCGUCGAGCCCUGCGUGAUGUGCGCCUCGGCGCUGAAGCAGCUGGGCAUCGGGCGCGUGAUAUUCGGCUGCGGAAACGAGCGUUUCGGGGGGAAUGGCUCGAUCCUGGCGGUGCAGCGCGACACCAGCACCGCGCCGCAGAACCGGCACCUUGCCAUUCCUGGCGUUCUGCGGCGGGAGGCCAUCAUGCUGUUGCGCUACUUCUACGUGCGGGAGAACGAAAGAGCGCCCAAGCCGCGCGCCAAGGCCGCGCGCAAGCUGGACAGGGAGACGUUCCCGCCGCUUCAGUGGUCGCAGUAUCUGAGCGAAGCCGAGUUCGUGGGCGUCUUCGGCGCAGACCUGGUUUCCCGCUUCCACGCCGAUGCGGACGUCCACGCUGACGUGGACUGGGCGCUGAUAGACGGCGACCACGACAACAUCAUCGAAGAGCUGGAAACGCAGCGGCGUGCGUUCCACCUACAUCAACAUAAGAAAUUGAAACCUAGCUAA
Molecule: messenger RNA, 738 nt
Organism: Eremothecium gossypii ATCC 10895
Lineage: Eukaryota; Fungi; Ascomycota; Saccharomycetes; Saccharomycetales; Saccharomycetaceae
Gene: TAD2
Product: tRNA(adenine34) deaminase
Exons: 1
Coding region: 1-738 (245 amino acids)
Biological process (GO): tRNA wobble adenosine to inosine editing
Cellular component (GO): nucleus; cytoplasm
Molecular function (GO): tRNA-specific adenosine-34 deaminase activity; zinc ion binding
Source: RefSeq, marked provisional